AUGAAAUUUUUGAAGGCAGCCACUGUGGUGCACGAGUUCAUGCAUGCUCUGGGUGUACAGCACAUGCACAUGCGAAGUGAUAGGGACAAAUUCCUCAAAGUCAAUUUGACAUACGUGAAUGCUCCAGCCGGCAAGAAAAUUCAAAUUCGGGUGAUGAAACUGACGAAUGUACAGUGUCGUAAUGGCUGUACAGUGAGUGCGAUCGAACCGAAACUCAUGGCCAGUAAGGCCAUAACAAACAGGCGAUUCUGUUGUGAUGCAGAUCUGAACACAAUUCGUACUAGUAACAUCAGCCCGAUGCCAGUAAUCGCCUACACCAGCGAUAAUGGAAAAGUAAUGGUAAUGCCAUGGUGUUUCUACGUUUAUCUAUAUGUCGCUUACGCUCCAGUUGAACUCCAACUCAGUACUUUACUGUGUACAGUAAUUCUGCUGGAGUGGAAGAAGCUCAGUAGCGAUUUUUCAAAUAUCAUCAAUGGGAAGAAACAAGCGGUCAUAGGAGCUGCUUUGAAUCUGAACUGGGAGAAAACUGAUAACUUCUGA
Haemonchus placei is the source of this 540-nucleotide messenger RNA. The record is from the annotation of a GenBank genome assembly. NCBI's taxonomy places the organism in Eukaryota, Metazoa, Nematoda, Chromadorea, Rhabditida, Trichostrongylidae.